AAUAACUGUGCUUGUUGUGUCUGUGUGCGAGCGACCGAGCGUGCUAGUGUGUGUGUGUGUGCAACGUUUCGGUGGUGGUUAACAACCCCCAGCAACAGCAACAACAACAACUACUACAAAGCUCGUAGUGGCAAGGGCAAAUCCAGCAAAGUUUUCGGGGUUGCAGACAGUUGGCAAACAAGCUGCGAAUAUCCGUUUAAAUAGCCAUAAAUAUUCAACAAAAAUAAAAUAGAAAAUAAAAUUCAAAAAUGAGCGAUGCAGGCGGACCGAAUGGCUAUCAAAAGCUGCCGCCGGGUUGGGACUGCAAAUAUGAUCAAACGACGGGCAACUGCUAUUACAUAAACUAUCUGACCAAGGCUAUGCAGCUGGAGGAUCCGCGCGCCGGACGCAGCAGCUACAAACAGUUGCAAAAUGAACGCUGCUCCACAGAGUCCAUAGCGCUGCAGCCUCUGACACAACACUCACAUCACAGCUCACCCUUCCAUGUGGUGCAUCCCAGCAACAAUCUAACAGCCGUGCGUGCCUUCCAGGAGCGCGCCUUGCACAAUCUAUCAACGAGUCCGCUGCUCUCCGCCUCCUCGCGUGGACAACUGGAGCUCUCUUCGCCUCUGCCCCUGCAGCGUGCCCGUCUGCCCUCCAACAUGUCGCGCCGCUCCACCAUUCAGGAGACCUCGUUCAGCGACACCCAAGCGGUGGUCACCAAGAUACAGAACAUGUUUCCCACAGCCGAUGAGAACCACAUACGCCUACUGCUGAAGCGUUAUUAUAAUCGCGAGGCCGUCGUCAUCAGCGCUUUGCAGGUGGAAAAGCAUCCCGUUACAAUGCCUGGUCCAUUUGUGACGCCACCCGCUCAACGUCACCUGUUCCACAGUAAUUCCGCUUUCUAUAUGACACCACCGGCGCGUCGCCUGGACAUGGGCGCUAGUCGAGUCACGGUGACCUCACGCACGGCCAGUCCCCUGCCCGGCGGCCGCUUCGGUAGUCUCAUGAGCAUGCAAAGUGGACACCAGCAAACAGGAGCAGCAACAGCAGCUGGCGCUGGAGUUGGAGUUGGAGUUGGAGUCGUGGCUAUGGGUCUGCACGGCUCGCCGCAGUGGCGCAGCUCCCCCAAGCCCCACUCCUCGCCCAAAAUGAAAUUGAGAUACAUGAAGAACAUAUUCCCCAAGGCUGAUGAGAUGCUGCUGCUGGAUAUCCUGGCCAAUGCGGACAACAACGUGCAGUUCGCCUCGGAGAAGCUGAUCUCGUUGGGCUAUGUCAAACGGGACAUGCAGCAGCCGCACAAACCCAACAAUCGGCCGCCGCAGCUGGAGUCGGAGCAGCAGGAUCAAGCUGUGCAGCAUAUACCGCUGCGACCCAAGGAAUACACAGCCGAGCAGAAGGCAGAGAUGGAGUCGCUGCUCAAGCAGAAGUAUCCGCACAUAGCUGAGCGCAUCAUUUUGAUGGCCUUGGAGUCUGUGAACUAUGCGGAGGAUCGGGCCACGCAAAUCUUGCAAAUCGUGCAGGACGAGGAUGAGCAGCGCAGCCAAAAGCAAACGCUGAGCACGUCUCAGCCGGCAGCAGCUGAGAUGAAGCUAAAGGUGGAUCAAGUGGAUGCCCUACACAGCAGCAAGCCACAUAAGCAACAUCGCCAUUUGCCAUCCAUCAAUGUCAUCACACCCACCACGGCCACCACACAGAUCAUCCUGAGCCAUGAGCAAACGCCGGAGCAGCUGGCCAACGAUUCAGGCUGCCAGUCUGAGUCGAAGGCAGCAGCAACUGCCUUACAGCUGUCAGCUUCCAGCAUUUCCAGUGCAUCCACGCACUCAUAUGCCUCGCCGGCUCAAUCGCCCACGCGUCCAAGCUAUGAGCGCUUAACCACCAAGAGUAUGCUAGCGCGUUCCAGCUGCUACAAUAACUACAACAGCAACAGCAACAACAAUAACAACAAUGGCAGCAACAGCAACAACAACAACAACAACGACAACAACAACUACAGCAACAACAGCUAUGCCUCGUAUAGCACAUCGAUGGGAUCGUCAACUGUUUCGGCCAGCUCCAUAGCGAAGGCAUUUGAAAGUCGCGCGCGCACCAAAACCGAUUCACUGAAACAGCGACAGCUUUCCUCGCAGCUGGACAAUGGCCAACAUUUGGAGUCGGGUGAAUUUCAAUCACUGAUCGAACGAAUGGCUACGCUUGGAGCCAAUGCACAGUUGGCCAAGGGAGCUGAUGAGCAUCUCUUGCUCGCCGACUACGUCACUUGGAAUGGACCAAACACAACGCUCUGCCAGAAGCAAACUCCACAAGGCCCAGAUGCUGGUCUAAUAGGUGGAGAGCGUGGCUACAAAGCAGUUGGCAGAAAUGCGGAGCUGUGCAAAGGCGCCAAGAAGGAGCUGAGCAAAGGGAGCAUCUAUGCACGCAGCAAAGGCGCCAACAUCAAAUGCAAUUAGAAUAGGCCUGGCAGAGAUCCUUCACGUGCCAAAAAAAUUACCAAGGAGCACUCUAACUUGACUUUAACUACAAUUUGCUCUCAAUGUGUUCCCUAUAUACAUGAUACAUAUUCCAUUUAUAUAUAGAGCGAUACAUAGAUCAUACAUAUGUCUUUAGCACGCACUUACCAAUUCCAUCCACAAAUCCAAUUGAAUAUUUUUUGGUGUUCGUAUAAAAAACUUUUUGC
Messenger RNA from Drosophila hydei, 2653 nucleotides. RefSeq lists its product as uncharacterized. Gene Ontology annotation, molecular function: molecular adaptor activity; kinase binding; ubiquitin binding. NCBI's taxonomy places the organism in Eukaryota, Metazoa, Arthropoda, Insecta, Diptera, Drosophilidae. The transcript has 10 exons. The record is from RefSeq and is a predicted model, not a curated record. Gene Ontology annotation, cellular component: cytoplasm. Bases 249 to 2426 code for a protein of 725 amino acids. Gene Ontology annotation, biological process: negative regulation of organ growth; regulation of hippo signaling; regulation of DNA-templated transcription.